AUGUAUCACGACAACUCUUCAUCGCGAUCGCCAGGAUCGCAACGUCAUCCUCAAACCCUCCACAGGCAGCCAUCACGCCAGUUUGACGCGUACGGCCCGAUGCCCACGAAUCCUUAUGAUGAUCCGCUAGCGAGAUACGAUACCUCCCGGCUUGAUCGCCUCAACCCGCUCCACGGUGGCACAAAUUACGCUUAUGAACUUUCUGGUUCGCAGACCUGGAAUCCCAAUGGAUUCGCUGGUGGACAUUCUCUUGCUGGAAUCGGCUCUGCCACUGGUAGGAUGAAGCCUUCUCGAGGCAGGACUGGACUUCCAACGCCUUGGCUCGAUCAACAAUCAGGUGUCCCUCCGUCCUUGGCCGGCCUAGCCCCGGGUCCGCUCGCUGGUACACAAAUGCAGUCCUCUUCUAGCCAGGACGGAGAUGAUGAGCUGAUCCCUACUGCGAUCGUAAUCAAGAACAUUCCUUUUGCAGUCAAGAAGGAACAGCUCGUGCAACUGAUGACCGAGAUGAACCUUCCUCUUCCAUAUGCUUUUAAUUACCACUUCGACAACGGCGUUUUCCGUGGUCUUGCCUUUGCGAACUUUACAUCCGCCGAGGAAACUGCCACCGUGAUCGACAUGCUCAACCAUUUCGAACUCCAGGGUCGCAAAUUGCGCGUUGAAUAUAAAAAGAUGCUUCCACUACAGGAGCGGGAGCGUAUUGAACGGGAGAAGCGAGAGCGUCGCGGACAAUUAGAAGAGCAGCACCGGCCUAUUGCUGCAUCCCAGCUGCAGACACAAAGCUCCAUGUCUUCAUUAGCUUCGCACAUCCCGGCGACAUCGCCUUCACCGGUCUCGCAACGCGGACCAAAGCUUGAUGUCGAUUUGAACGAUAGCCAAACUUUGCAGUUCUACUCACAGAUGCUCUUAUUCAAGGAAGACAUGGGCCGCGAAGCUCUGAUAUUCCCGUCCAAUCUCACGCCAGUUCAGCGUCGAACGGUUCACACCCUUGCACACAACAUGGGCUUGAGCCAUGCGUCGCGAGGAACUGGGGAGCAGCGCCAAGUGCACGUCUUUCGCGCGCCCCCGGGCUCUAACGUCAGCCCGCCAUUGUCCUCGAUCCCCGCAACCGUACACGCCGCCGAAGCAUCUCGCCGUGGUUUGAACCGCGCUGCGACUAUCGAUUUCAGCGAGUCCCGCAGCGAGGGACCCGGUCCGUUCAGUACUAUGCGUGGACAGACAUCUGGAUUUCUAGGGGUACUGGAAUCGCCUGGAGGAUUCGGCAACCCACAGAACUUGCGGGCCGCCAAGUCGUUCGCUGAUUUGCGCUCCUACACACCGUCUCCAGUGCCGUCAUCUGCAAGCUUUCCUGCCACACUACAGACCAAUGGCGCACGCCUCCAGCAACAAUAUGAUGGUGCAGCAAGCGGCACGUCCAACACUCCUACUUUGACUCCUACACCGUCCGGUGCCUCCCUUGGUCUUCAGCGAGAUGAUGGACUUCUCGUCAACAGUCUUGGAGGCCUUUCCCUCGGCACGAGUCUCGGUGGCCCCGCUGGUAGUCCCAGACGCUUACGCGGGAUGUUUUCUUGGGAACAGGAUAACCAAGGUGCGCCAGCUGGAGCUAUUGGUAGCAAUCGCUCUAUCGGAGUCGGUUUUGACAACCAGUCUCAGGAACGUAUUCCUAUGCGACAGCCUCGAGGACCCGCUCCUGAGCGCGGCUCCGGAUUUAGACGCCAAAACGGCCACCAAUCGCGCGGCAGCGACGAACUUCGUACGGGGUCCGGCGUGGAAAUUAUUGUUGAGUAG
Molecule: messenger RNA, 1785 nt
Organism: Talaromyces amestolkiae
Lineage: Eukaryota; Fungi; Ascomycota; Eurotiomycetes; Eurotiales; Trichocomaceae
Exons: 3
Coding region: 1-1785 (594 amino acids)
Cellular component (GO): cytoplasm; nucleus
Molecular function (GO): mRNA binding
Source: RefSeq, a predicted model, not a curated record